GUCACAGCCACACGGCCCGGUCCAGCUGCACACAGACACACACAGACACACACAGGACAGGAGGAGGGGUAUCUCUGGAGGACAUGGAGGAGAUGUGGGAGCUGUGAGGCCCGAGGAGGAGGAGGAAGAUGGCCGUGCACGUGUUUAAACGCCUGCGCAGACCUGGGCGUUAGGACCACCAACAGAGGUGUGUGCGUGUUUUUGACAGGAGCGGGAUGGAACAUGAGGAGCCCCACCUGUUCACAGCUGACCCCCCCAGGAAGAAAGCUCAGAUUGAAGUCAUCCCAUGCAAGAUUUGUGGUGAUAAGUCCUCUGGAGUGCAUUAUGGAGUCAUCACCUGUGAGGGAUGUAAGGGAUUUUUCCGGCGCAGCCAGCUGCCUUCUGUCUCCUACUCCUGCUCCAGACAGAGCAACUGUCAGAUCGACCGCGCCAGCCGCAACCGCUGCCAGCACUGCCGCCUGCAGAAGUGCCUGGCCCAGGGCAUGAGCAAAGACGCGGUGAAGUUUGGCCGCAUGUCCAAACGUCAGCGAGACUCUCUCAUCGCUGAGGUGGAGCGGCACCGGCAGCAGCAGCAGCAGCAGCAGCAGCAGCAGCAGCAGCUCCAGGGGGACGCCCCGGUGGUCCUGUCCUAUCCCACUAAGAGCCAUCAGGACUGCUCCCCGCAGCUGCUGCAGCCUGUGGGCGUGGCCUACGCUUACGGUGCUGACCCGGAGCUCAUGUCCUACGCUGCUGACGCUCACCCCUACCUGCUGUGCUCGCCCAACAACUCUCAGGUAUCUGGAAUGAUCUACAGAGGCUCCGCCCUCUCUCCCAGACCCCAGGGGAGGGGGGACAGCAGCGGACUCCCUGAUAUAAGAGGGCUGGACUCCAGACAGCAGUGUCCUGACUCCAUGGUGCUCCUUCCCUACAGCCACCUGAACGACUCGUACAGCCUGUACCCUCACGCUCCACGGAACAUGGGUGGGCACUGCGUUAAAGAGGGUGGGAACACUUUCUGCCCUGUGUUUAAUCCAGUCUGCCUCUCCUCAGACGAGCUGUGUGCCAGCAUCCUGCGCUCCCACAGAGAGACCAGCCAGAUCCGACUGGAGGAGCUGCAGGCGCUCAGGUGGAAACUGUUCAGCAGAGAGGAGGUCCAAGCCUACCAAAGCAAAACGGUGGAUGAGAUGUGGCAGCACUGCGCCGUCAGACUCACUGAUGCGGUGCAGUUUGUGGUGGAGUUCGCCAAACACAUCCCAGGUUUCCGUGUGCUCAGCCAGAACGACCAGAUCGCCCUCCUGAAGACCGGCUCGAUGGAGGUGGUUCUGGUCCGAAUGUGUCGCUUCUUUAACACGGAGAACAACACGGUGUUCUUUGAUGGGAAAUUUGCUGGAACUGAAGUCUUCAAGUCUUUGGCCUGCGGGGAUUUAAUGGCGGCGGUGUUCGACUUCGCUCACGACAUGUGUGCUCUGAAGCUGACUGAGCAGCAGCUGGCUCUCUUCAGUGCUCUGGUUCUGAUCAACGCAGACCGUCCCUGUCUGGAGGACAGAGGCAGAGUUCAGCGAGUGCAGAGGACCGUGGAGUCUGGACUGGCCCACAUCCUUCAGCGGGACCACCAGGACAGUCUGAUGCACAAGCUCUACCAGAGGAUGGCGGUGUUGCGCUCGCUCUGCAUCCUGCACAUGGAGAAGCUGCGCUGGUUCAGCCAGCGCUACCCGCUCACCGCUCACUCCCUGUUCCCCCCGCUCUACAAGGAGCUGUUUGCAUCUGAGGCAGAGCUGCUGCCGGGGCCCCCUCCCUCCUGAGGCACAGCUGCUGCCGGGGCCCCCUCCCUCCUGAGGCACAGCUGCUGCCGGGGCCCCUCCCUCCUGAGGCAGCGCCACACAAACACAGAUUUAUACGCUGGACACACACAACAAAAACUCUCACCAUUUCCUCAAAUAAAACUUGUUUUUUAAUAGAAUAAAAUAAGAACAAAAGAACAGAACAUGUAAAGUUUAGAUCAGUUUGAAUAUUUUGAUAACUUGAAAUAAUUCUUUGAUGAUUCCAGGGAACUCUGAUGCUGAGCGAUGAUUCAUUUAUUAUUUUUCUUUCUUUCAGUUGUAGCUGCUGAAUGUUGGCACAAAGAGGCUCCAGCAGGAUGCUUUGACGACUCAGAUGUAGUGAUAUUUGAAUGACAUGAGAAAUGAAUAUCUUACCUGUUACACAUAGAGCUUUUAACUACCUGCACUGCAAAAACUGUCCACCUAAACCAAGUCUUAAAA
Molecule: messenger RNA, 2240 nt
Organism: Austrofundulus limnaeus
Lineage: Eukaryota; Metazoa; Chordata; Actinopteri; Cyprinodontiformes; Rivulidae
Gene: rorc
Product: RAR-related orphan receptor C
Biological process (GO): regulation of transcription by RNA polymerase II
Cellular component (GO): nucleus
Molecular function (GO): zinc ion binding; nuclear receptor activity; RNA polymerase II cis-regulatory region sequence-specific DNA binding
Source: RefSeq, a predicted model, not a curated record